AUGACGCUCGAUGCCCGAAUCAACCAACUCCGUUCUGAGGCUGAAAGCCUUGAGGCUAUAGCCAAAAAUAUAGGUAAGGCUUCUCUCCCAGGUGUCGUCAUAGCGUGGGAGAGAGCAACCGAUUUGGCCGAACAACACUACGGGAAUCUUGAUGAAAAGACUUUGGAGAUACGUGAGCGCCUAGCCGCAAGUCUUAUGAAGGCUGGAGACUUUCAGAAGGCGAUAGUGUGUGGACUGGAGAACGAGCAACGUACGCUCGAGCGCUACAGACGGGACCGGGGUUCUUCUCGCGAAAUUAGCGCCCCGGCACGGGCGUCCAAGGAAAACCACCUGGAGGCUCAAAGACAAUUAGCGCGGGCGUACUUAGAGAGCAAAGACUACAAGAAUGCGAUCAAAAGGUUCCGGGCAAUUGUCGAAGAUAACAUCAUAUCGAAGUCGGCGGAACAAAGAUGUAUGGACCGGGUGGAUCUUGCAGCGGCCAUGUACGAACUUGGUACAGACCGCGACAUUAUGGAAGCAAUAAAUCUGAACAUGACGACCUUGCAAAGAGCGGAGGCGAGUCUGGGAAAAGAUCACAUUGAAUCCGUACAUGUAAGAUACAACCUAGGCAGAGAGUUGAGCGCUCUGAAGAAGUACGGCGACGCCCUGGAGAAAUUCAGCGAGGUGAUGGAGAUCCUCCAUUUGAAAAACUGCCAAGCCAGAUCAUCGCCCGAAUACCAACAGUAUCUAGAAGACACAGAGGACGCGGUUCGGACCUGUAAAAUCAAUAUCGAUCGACAAAACUUGAAAGCAAGUCGGCGGGCUGACGCGGCAGUGGAAGAGAAAAGACGGAGAGAGGAGGUGCUCAAGGCGCAAGUGGCUGAGCAGAAGCGUCUGCAUGAGGUUGCUGCGGCAGCAGAGAAAGAGAAAAAGCGAAGAGAAGAACUCCUAAAGUCACAGAUAGCUGAGCAAGAGCGUUUACAAGAAGCUGCAGACCGAGAAGAACGGGCCAAGGUAAGACAGCAAGCUGCCGCGGCAGCGGAAGAAAGAAGACGGAGAGAAGUGCUCAAGACACAAAUAGAUGAGCAGAAACGUUUGAAAGAGUCUGCAGACCAGAAAGAGCAGGCUGACUUGAUACGAGCGCGCGAGGAAGAAGAGGCGAGAAGGAAGCAGAAGGAAAAGGACAGACGAGCGCGCAGAGCGAAAGAAGAAGAGAAGAAACAAAUAGCUGAACAGAAGCGCCUUAGAGAGGUUGCGGACCAAAAAGAGCAGGCUGACUUGGUACGAGCGCGCGAGGAAGAGGAGACGAAACGAAAGCAAGACGAGAAAGACAUACGAGCGCGCAAAGCAAAGGAAGAAGACAAGAAACAGAAAGAGCCAGGUAGGCAAGCAGCGCGAGAUGGAGAAACGGUGGCCAAAAGAAAAGCCAAAGACAUACAUCAAGCCGAGCAAACCCCAAUGCAAGAAGCAAGAGAGAAGAGAUGGAAAGGGAAGGAGACAGCGAAGCAACCAGCAGCGGAAAGCUCAAGGACAAGAGAAGAAAAAACUUUGGAGAAGCCGGAGGCAUCGAAAGCGGAGAAGAAAGAUCGCCGUAAUGAGGAUCAGAAGAAGAAUGCAGACCGGAAAAAGACUGGGGAGGAACCGAUGAAGCGUCCGGAAGGAGAAAACACAAGACCGAAAAGUCGUGGGCAAGAUACGAAUAAGCAGGAAGACAAGAAGACUCCAGACAAGAAAGAAACCCGGGAGCCUUCGGGUACAGACAGAGGAGCGAGACCGGAGACCGAAAGAAGUUCCGGGUCCAAGGCGCAAGCCAAACCACUGGAGAAGCAGCCUCCAGAACCGAAAAAGGAGCGUAAAGAAAAAGAUGAGCACCAGAAGACCGGGAGGAGGAGCCCCAGGAAAGACCCAGCCGAUACACCAGUGGCACACACCCAGGACCUUUUGAGUGCAGACAGAGCAGCGAGACGAGACACUGAAAGGCUCUCAGCUUCCAAAGCGCAAGCCAAAUCACUAGAGAAGCAGCCUCAAGAACCACAGAAGGAGCAUAAAAAGAACGAUGACCAUGAGAACGCGGGAAGGAGGAGCCCCAGAAAAGAUCCAGCCGAUAUACCAGUGGCGCAAACCCAGGACCCUUUGGGUGCAGACAGAGAAACGAGACAGGAGACUGGAAAAGGUUCAGCCCCCAAGCCGCAAGCCAAACAACAGGAGAAGCAGCCUCCAGAAUCACAGAAAGAUCGUCAAAAGAAAGACGAGCACCGGAAGGUCGAAAGGAAGCGCCCCAAGACGGAUCCAGCCGAGAUACCGGUGGCGCAACAUCCACCUCUACCAACACACAAAGCCCAGGGUGAGGUAUUGCCGAGCGCGAUAUCCAGUAAAAGCGAAAGUUCGACUCCUCCCAAGUCUACCACUGCUCUGCCAGCGAAGAUUGAGGCGGUCUCAACGCCGAUGAGCGGCGCAAAAGCGAGUCCGACACAUCAGGUGAAGUUUUCCCCUGCGAUAGAGAUCAUUGUACACAACCAGAGUUCCUCGAGGGAAGACUCUUCACGUUCGAGUGUGAACCCCAGAAAAAGAGAGACUACUGCAGAGCCAUCGUCUAAGCAAACACCACCCGAGAUUCACCGUGUGUCCAGGAAAAGUAUCCUCCCGGCAAACCCAGCGGGUGAGGAGAACAUAUUGCAACAGUUGGAUGCGCUUGCAAAGGCUCUGAAGGGGCUUGAGGCACAAAAUGAAGAGCUGGGCAACGCUAUUUCUGCUGCUGAGUGGCAAAGUACAACACUUGGAAAGGAAAGGUCCCUUCGAGCAGUGUCACCAGCAGAAGAUGCACACCCACAAUCGAGCGCGCAGCGCGAGGGUUCGGCUAAGGAGCAGCUGUCGGAAUGCAGUAAUCGAUCUCCAGCACCGGGAGCGCACUCCGAGCAAACCACAGGUCAAUCUAGCAGGAUAAACAACGAACCUGCGACAGAUCAAAUAGUUCGCACCUCGAUGUCGUGGCUAGGGAAGCAGACCAAACAGAUGGUAGACCUGCUGGUUCCAACAGCUUCGCCGCGUGUUCCAAUCACGCCCAGAACGAUCUCUGAGUCCUUCGUGUCGAGAAAAGAGCCAGAGCAAGGAAGCAGCACUCGUGAGGCUGAGAUAUGGUUCGACACACAAUCUCAGCCUCAUGUACGAUCUGAAUCUGUUCCAAUCAUCCACCAAGAGACGUCCAAGGCCGAUGCAAGGGACAGCUUCGUGCCCGGUGGGUGGCAUCAAGACUUUGAUGAUCCAGGCCCUCUCCAUGGAUUGAGAAAGAUCCGUUCCAACGACCAACCAGGCCAAAAUGGCUUGCGGGUAGUGCAGACAGAAGACGUAAGACACAGGCGCGCCUCAUCCGUAAACACAUUGAGGAGAAGUAUUUCCGAAAUGAGUAGUGCGCCAAUCCAGAACUGGAGCGCCCAAGAUGAAGUCAUAGCCGAUGGUUGGUUCGAAGACCUACGUGACCAUGCCCAUGUACUGCUGGACAGGUACAAGGGCGACUCUUAUAAGGCGAAGAAGACAGAACGACGCGUAAAGAUCGCUGUACUCGACAGUGGCGUGGCUAAGAGCGCCACCCAGGGCCGAGUUCCGCAUCUGAUGAAGAGUCCACGAGUGAAAUUAGGAAAGCAGCUAGAUCCGUCUCUGCCCUGGAACUGUGACAGCAAAGGCCAUGGUACCCAUGCUGUCGGUGUGAUCCUCACUGUCUGUCCGUACGCAGACGUGUAUGUAUACAGGGUCUGCGAAGGUACCGAAGCAAUCGACAGGAAGUACGUAGCGGAGGCCAUCAAUGACGCUGUCGAGAAGAAGAAGGUCGACAUCAUCAGUAUGAGUCUAGGCUGGAACGAGGACAGUGAUUACGAACUUCGAGCGGCGAUUAGACGUGCUAGAGCUAGCAAUGUUCUACUCUUCGCGGCGAGCUCGAACGAAGGCAUCCGAACGAAAGCCGGCAUGUCGUAUCCAGCUCGAGCUUUGGAAGUUAUCGCCGUCGAUGCAGCAGAUGUUCAUGGUAACCCGUCCAAGUUCAAUCCUCCACAACUCAGCCACAAAGCCAGAUUUACUGCCUUGGGCGAAGCAGUAAGGUCUGCGUACCCUACACACCUUCCUUCUGAGGAUCCACAUGAGGGGUGGAAGAGAAUGGUAGGAACAUCCUGUGCCACUCCUAUCGCUGCCGGCAUUGCGGGACUAGUACUAGAAUUUGCCCGUCAACGACCGCUUUGCUUCGAGCCUGCCAUCGAAACCUACCUAAAGUCCGUAGAGGGUAUGAGACUGAUCUUGACGAAAUGCCUAUCGCUCAAGUAUGCAGACACUUCACCAUUCAACCAUCUCGAUCCGACGAUAUUAUUCCAUUGUACCGAAAGAUACGAUGACGGUGGUAGCUUUUCCGAAUCUAUGUGUCCGCGGCACAACGCAGCGUACAACAUCGUGUCGAGGCUACGCGAAGAGUUCUCGCAGGAUAUAGGCGACCAGAUGCUGAUGGAAUUGCAGAUGGAGCUGCAAAAAGAAUGGGCUAUAAGCGCUCAAAGUAGGUCAGAAGAGAAUUGA
Molecule: messenger RNA, 4533 nt
Organism: Alternaria arbusti
Lineage: Eukaryota; Fungi; Ascomycota; Dothideomycetes; Pleosporales; Pleosporaceae
Exons: 2
Coding region: 1-4533 (1510 amino acids)
Biological process (GO): proteolysis
Molecular function (GO): serine-type endopeptidase activity; protein binding
Source: RefSeq, a predicted model, not a curated record